Hydractinia symbiolongicarpus is the source of this 3554-nucleotide messenger RNA. Its product is annotated as protein sel-1 homolog 3-like. The record is from RefSeq and is a predicted model, not a curated record. Lineage: Eukaryota; Metazoa; Cnidaria; Hydrozoa; Anthoathecata; Hydractiniidae. The transcript has 21 exons. Gene Ontology annotation, molecular function: protein binding. The coding region runs from base 346 to 3504 and encodes 1052 amino acids.
UGUAAUCAUAUAUAAUCAUUUGUAAUUGUAUGUAUGGAUUUGACAGAUUUUUUAAGAAGUGUCCUAUUUGUGACAGAUUUUUCCAAAUUUUCCAAAUAUUAAAUUGUCACCAAGCUUGAUCCGCUAAAAAUAAAACUAGUAAUGCAGGGGUAUUUAACAAAUUAUGAUUAAUGCAUUAGUGAUUUUCAUUGUCAUAAAACUUUAACAAUAAAUUUUUAAACAUGUACGCACAUGUUCAGGUCUGUGAUAUAAACAAAUAUCAUAUUAGUAAAAUUGGUAAAAUUUGAGAUCUUUGGUAAUUUUUGGCAUGCGCAAUGGAUGGAACAAAGAAAAUGAGAAUUGCUUAUGUAUUUGAUAGGAAUGAUUAGCCUUGCAGCACGGAAACAAGUUAAAGAUCUGAUGGCUUGGUUUAUACUUUUGCUUGUAACUCUCUUUCCAUUAUCUGUGUUUAUGUCGGAUGUGGAUCAUCAAAAUCCUGUUUUUGUGUCGAAUAAUGAAGAAAUUGAUUCUGCAUACUCAACAAGUGACUAUUUUUCACUACCUUCAAGUGAAAAACUUUCCAACGACAUUGAUUUAGUUGAAAUUAAAACAAGUCCAUUGAUUAUAUUCGACAAAAAUGUAGAAUUUUCUGUCACAUACACAUCUGUCAUGUCUCGUCAACUCAAAAUUACAUGCUCGUACAAAGAUGCAUUUGAUCAUAUUCAAACUUUUUCUGAAAGUACAUUGCUAACCGAGCACAAAAACACGAUUAUACAUCAAAUAGAAUUACCAGAAGACAUUGUUUAUUAUGAUUAUCAAAACAUAGAAAGACCGACCAAUUUUUUUGUAAAAAAUAUCGAAAUAUCAGUUUUGGCUGUAGCUAAUUAUAACAACGAUCCAUAUGUUGUAGCAACAGAUAGUCUUGAAGUAUCCCUGCCUUCACCAUGGCUUCGUAAAGAUCGCCCUACAUAUUGUCAAAGCUGGUUGUUACACAUACAGAAAAAAUUAAAAUGGAAAUAUAUUCCUAAAUGUUCAUUAUUAGCAGAUACAUCAGUGUUUUCAUCCAUCUUGCCUUUUCCUGGUAAUGAAGGUGGCUAUGUCAGGAAAAUGGAAGAGUUCAAUUGGCCAGGGCAUAUCUUGCCACACAUAAAGGAAAGAUUUUUAAAUCCUUCAGCAAGAUUUACGCUGUCUUUUUGGGCAUUCUUUUUAAAGGAUUGCACAGCUGGUUUGUGUAUGAUUGUUCAGCAUCGUAACUCGACUCAUUUCUUUUCACCUUUGAUACUUCUUAACAAUGAAAGAAAGAUUCAUGUACAGUUUCAGACUGUUGAUGGAAAGGGACAUGCUUUCACAUCCAUUGAUUUGUUUCCGUUAAAGACAUGGAUUCACAUGGUUUUAACUGUGGACAUAAAUAUAGCAGAUUUAUAUAUCAUGUAUGGCACGACACUCAAGCAUUACCAUCAUGUUUCUCACGUUAGUUUCAAUGUCAAUGUUACAGAUGGUAUAUGGGCUACUGGUGGAUACUCCGGCUCAAAUGGGUUUACUGGUUAUCUCAGUGAUCUGAAAUUUUAUCGCAAUCAAGUUUUGCCACUUCAUCACAUUCAAAAAUACAUGAAUAUGGAGCUUAAUAAACUGGGUUAUUACAACUUGGAAAAAACUUUCCAUACCUGUUCACUGUGGCGAGCAGUCUCGUCCCAGUAUAUACUUCGAAUUCCUCAUUGGAACUCACAUUGCAAACUGCAAGGAUAUUGGACUGCUACCACUAAAAGAAAAGAAACCUGCCCUAUAAUCAAGGAAAGUUUGAGAAAAAACGUGCAGCCUAAAAUGAUUUCUUACUUGAAAUCAGUUUAUAACUCAAACAGGAAAAAUGCAACGUCCCUGAAGUUGUUUGCAAAAAUGGUUUAUGAUGCUGGAAUAAAGGAAAUUAUGAAAGCCUCGUUGUCAAAGUCUAUGGCUUUACGAUUACUAGAGUUAUCUGGCUGUCUAGGAUAUGUCAAUGGUUAUUUUCUGUCAGCUACAAUGAAUGCGUAUGGAUUAGGAAUAAAAAGGGAUGCAAGAAAAGCUGUAUAUUACCAUUUAUUAUCCAGUCAGAAAAACAAUGCAUUAUCACAGCUUGCGCUUGCAUACAGAUACCAGCUUGGUGUAGACGAUACACCGAAAGAUGUCGAUGUUAUGACUGGUUAUUUGCGACAGGCAGCAGUUACUUCCAAGAAAGCAUUUGAGCAAGAAAACCAUAAAGUUCAUACUCAAUCCGAGAUGAUUAGGUUGGAUCAAGCUCAUUUGUUUCGGGAUGUGAGAGGAUCGGAUUCUGAUUUAUUCAAAUGGUUAUCACAACAAGCAAAGAUGGGUUCUUCUGAUGCAAGGACGAAGAUAGCGGAAAUGUUUUUCUAUGGUAAACAAGGCGUAGAUGCGAAUCGAGCACUAGCGGUGGAGAUGUAUGAACAAGGUGCUGUGUUAGGAGAUGCGAAUGCUAUUUAUAACCUGGGUGUCAUUAAUCUCAAGGGUUUGGACGUCGAAAAGAACGUUACAAAAGCGUUCGAAUAUUUUCACAGAGCAGCCGAAAUGAAUUCAUCAGCAGCUUUCAACAGCUUAGGUUAUUUCGAAAUGUUGUAUAACAAAAAUCGAAGCGGAGCAGCAUAUUUUUGGAAGAAGUCGGCUGAUUUGGGGAGUUUAGAAGGAAUGAAUAAUUAUGCUUUCUUACUUGAAGGUGGAUUACGAACAGGUGAUCCACCAGAUAAGCUUGGUGCUUUCGAAAUGUUUAAGAAAGCAGCAUUGAAAGGUCAAACAAAUGCUUGUAUAAGAGUGGCUGAUUAUUUAAUGGAUGGAAGCGUGGUCCCUAGAGAUGUCGGCUUAGCUUCACAAUAUUAUCGCUUUGUUGCUGAGCAGUUGAGCGAUGUUGGUUUGUUCAUGAGAAAAGCAAUUGAUUCUUACAACAAUGGAAACUGGUAUAAAUCGUUGGUCAAUCACGUGCAAGCAGCAGAAGCUGGUAUUCAACUAGCUGGAUAUAAUACUGCUCUUCUUUUAAGAGAAUAUCAGAGUGAAGCAUCUAUGGCCAUCAACAGAAGCGACUCUUUUUAUUUUUACAAUAUGACAGCUGAACUUGGUUGGAGUUUGUCAUUAGUCGAACUGGGACAUCACAAUUGGUUGAAAGAAAACAAAAGAAAAGCAAGUCAUUAUUAUGCAAGAUCAGUUGAGAAAGAUAGCAACCCUGAGGCCCUAUUUAAUCUUGGAUACAUAGUUGAACAUGGGCACCCUCUUGACGAGAAAGUCAAAUUUCAAGAUACCUCAUUCACGACACAAGUGGCGGGAAAUUCUUCUAUUGCAACCAUGCUGUACGAAAGUUGCAUCAAGACGAAAACAGAGGGCGGAGAGGGAUAUUAUCCAUGUCAACUUGCUUUGUUAAAACUCAAAAUUAAAAUGUUUAUACAGAUCAAUCAAACGGUUGUUUACUGCUCGAGUGCUGCCAUGUUAGUUGCAUUUGCUUCCAUAGUAACAAUGUUAAAGUUGGCAACAGAACAAUAUUUUUAAAUUUUUUUUUUCAUGAAUUUGCUACAUUUUUAUUACAUACUUUAAAACUG